UUUUUUUUUUUUUUUUUCCCUAAAAUCCCUCGUUCUUUCUCCGAAUUUCUCGGGACGAAAAGAUCCACAUUCACGGGUAUUCAACCCGCCUUAUCGUCUUCCACUUACAUCAGAGAACCACAUCGAGAAUUCUGGUGACAAUUUUCGUGUCUCAUUCGCAGCACUACGUGGAUGCUGUCUCCAGUACAUCUUUUAUCUCGCCGGACUUGCCUUCGUUCAAUUGCCACUGUGAUUGAUCAACCUCGGUCCCCGGUUUUUCCCCAGCAAGAGACACUCUCCACUCCAUUUUCGUCGUCUCUAGUCUACUCAAAGGCUUUAAAGUUCUCCAGACCGACCUUAACUCGGCUCACUUCUUGUUCAUUUUCACGUCUAUAUACUACAUUUGUGGACGACAUUGCCAAAAUGAGUUUUCUUACCCCGUACCAGCGCAAACACAAAGUCACGGUGAUCGGCUCAGGAAACUGGGGCACCGCUAUUGCCAAAAUCGUCGCUGAAAACACCGCUAGCAACCCUGCCAUCUUCGAAAAGGAUGUUCAGAUGUGGGUUUAUGAAGAGAAAGUGGAAGUUCCAAAGACAUCCCCUCACUAUAACCCAUCUUCGCCCUUAUGCCAGGGUCCCCAGAAAUUAACAGAGAUCAUCAACAAAACACAUGAGAACGUCAAGUAUCUACCAGGAAUUAACCUUCCUACAAAUUUACACGCCAAUCCCUCGUUGGAGGACUCCGUUAAGGACAGCACCAUCCUUGUUUUCAAUUUGCCUCAUCAGUUCAUUAUCAAGACUUGUGAGCAAAUCAAGGGCAAGAUCCUGCCAUAUGCGCGUGGUAUCUCUUGCAUCAAGGGUGUCGAUGUGCGGGAAGAUGGGAUCAGUCUUUUCUCAGAAACCAUCGGCAAGAUUCUUGGGAUCUACUGUGGCGCUCUCUCCGGUGCAAAUAUCGCCAGCGAGGUUGCACAGGAAAAGUGGUCUGAGUCAAGCAUUGCUUACGAUCCUCCCCAUCUAGAUUCGAAAGCCCCCUCGCCUAAUCGCUCGCCUUCCUCGUCGACGGUGGAUGUGGUUCACUUCACGCACAAGGACGUUUCGGGACAACUAUCUAAGGUUAAACUGCAGGCGUUACCCUCCGAAUAUCCUCCCAUUGACCAUGCUGUCCUGAAGACACUUUUCCACCGUUCCUACUUCCAUAUCAGUGUGGUGAGUGACGUUGCAGGCGUUUCCCUUGGCGGUGCGCUCAAAAAUGUCGUCGCCAUUGCCGCAGGUUGGGUUGAAGGCAUGGGAUGGGGUGACAACGCCAAAGCUGCCGUCAUGCGAGUCGGCCUGUUGGAGAUGGUCAAGUUUGGUGAAAUGUUCUUUGGCGCGACCAUCAACACUCGGACAUUCACCGAGGAGAGUGCUGGUGUUGCGGACUUGAUCACUAGCUGCAGUGGUGGUCGCAAUUUCCGUUGUGCCAAGCUGAGCAUUGAAAGAAAGCAGCCGAUCGGAAAGGUCGAAGAGACGGAGCUUAACGGCCAGAAGCUUCAGGGCACUUUGACUGCGAUUGAAGUGAAUAAAUUCUUGAAGAACCAAGGCGUUGAAGAGGAAUACCCCUUGUUGACGGCCGUCUAUAGAAUCCUAGAAGGUACUAUGUCUGUUGAGGAUAUCCCUUCUUAUAUUGAGCGGUAAAUAAGACCUGAAGCUUUGUCUCCCAUGAUUUCUAUUUCGGUUAUUAAUUCACGGGUAUCUGUUUUCUUUUCGUUACAGCAAGCCGGAAUCCGUUUCGCAUGAAUCGCAAGGAGUGAAUGGUGGUGGCGCGAGCCAGGCAGUCUUGGCCAAAUUGUGAGGUGGCAGGAUGCAAUGAUGUCUGCUCCUCACAAAACUUUUUUUUAAUAUUUAUUUACGUCUUGAGACUUGUCGGUAGGUCUUUCUCAUGUUAUUUUGGGUAUGGAUAUUAUAAACGCACAUAGACUAGUGACCAUAGAGCAAUUCCCAGAUAUAUGUUAUUAUUUCCGAUGAAAAAAA
Aspergillus pseudotamarii is the source of this 1989-nucleotide messenger RNA. Its product is annotated as glycerol-3-phosphate dehydrogenase family protein. Bases 172 to 1653 code for a protein of 493 amino acids. Gene Ontology annotation, molecular function: NAD binding; glycerol-3-phosphate dehydrogenase [NAD(P)+] activity. Gene Ontology annotation, cellular component: nucleus; cytosol; glycerol-3-phosphate dehydrogenase (FAD) complex. Lineage: Eukaryota; Fungi; Ascomycota; Eurotiomycetes; Eurotiales; Aspergillaceae. Gene Ontology annotation, biological process: carbohydrate metabolic process; glycerol-3-phosphate catabolic process. The transcript is spliced from 3 exons. The record is from RefSeq and is a predicted model, not a curated record.